AGUCUUUGCUUGUUGAAGUGGUUUUUGCAUAUUUGCUGAUUUUCAAUGAAUCUUCAUGUUCAUCAUUUAUCUCACUCCUUGUAUUGCUUUUUUCUGAGGGCAAUAGAGGAAGAGGGUUUUAACCCUUUCCUCUUGGAGUUUUCUUCUCUUUUGCUUUUGAAACAAGCUUUCUUUGCCAGAUUUUGAGACACUGCUGUUUCUACAGGAAGGAGAUAAGGGGAAGUUUGGGAAACCUGAUCUAGUGGAAGGUGUCCCUGCCCAUGGCAGGGGGGUUGCAAUUAGAUGAUCCUUAAGGUCCGUCCCAACCCAAACGAUUCUGCGAUUCAAAGACAAAAAGCAAACAAACCCAACCCACAAAGAAAACUCCAUAAAUAUUUCUGGUGUCAAACCCCUAACCCCACCCUAUGGUAUUCUCCUUUUUUUUAGUGGCUUACUUCCUUGUGCAUAAAGCACCACAUAAGUGAGAUUAGCAACAUUUAAAUCCAUUUAGUUUUCAAUCCUAAUAAUACUAGGAAAGAUGGUCAUUAGAACCAAGAACUCAUUUGGUUUUUGUGAACCUGGGAGUAUUUGUAUAGAGAUCCUUUGCCAUCUUUUUGUAUCAAUAUAUCCCAUCACAUACCACCUUUUGGUUUUCCUUGAAACCAUGAAAAGCCCCACUGCCAGCUUUGGUGCUCUGCAGAGAGUAUGUCGGUGAUUUAGGAGCCUACUGUUGCCUGCGUCACUCUGUGACAUAGUUGAGAUACGCUCAGUAUUUAUGAUGCCUUCGUGGCUCACACAUUUGGCCAAAGGGCUUUUCUGAGUCUGCAGGUGCUGAGAAAGAUAGGAAUGUUUAGCUCAUGAUUAAUUAUGUCAUAUUAGAUAUAUACUUUUAUUUUAGGAAUACAACUAAAUAAUUUAAUGAGUAAAACAUACUAGCAGGCUCAGAUGAAUGACUGUUGUUCACUGGCAACAUAGAUCCAUCCUGUUCUAUGCUGGUUUAGUCCUUGUUUCAAGCAUUCCUCACACUGGUGUUCUCAUUUUUCCUCUCUUCAUUUGCCAAAGAGCGAACACAAUGGUUGAGGAGUGGAAUCUUUCCCUUUCCAGCAGCACUGAACUGUAGGUCGAGGUCACUGCAACACGUACAGCCAUGCUCUCAAAGUGUGAUUGUGUGAUUUUCCUGUAUGGAGAAGUGAUUUCACAUAUCGCUGCUGCUACAAAGUGAGGGCCUGCUUCUCUCCAAAUCCCAAAAUGAAAAUUUCAAUUGCUCUACUUCCAGCCUCUGGAGAACAGCAAAAGAACGAAUCAUGUGGAAAAACCCCAAAACUGCAACUACGUAUUUUUAUGCUGGCUUAGUUCUGUGAUCUGGUAUACCAUGGGCUCAGCCAAGCACUGGUGAAAGACACGCAGCAUGAGCAUUUGGCUGGAGCUAGUGUACAGGCUGCUUGUUUUGGCAGGGAUAAACUGUCUCCCUUUCCAGCUCCCCAUCUUUUCUAGUAACUUCGUACCUGACAGAGCAGGGAUGCCUGAAGCAUCCCACAGCGAACUAAUGAAGAUCACAUUGCUUCCUCCUGCUUUUUGGCAUGCUGGCCGAUGAACCCACCUGAAAGUACAUUACAGAGUGAACCUGCCUUGUGAAAAUAAGAAAAAAUAUUGCCACUGCAGCUCUGCUACAGCCUCCUUGCCCUGCUUUACCAGCUCUGCAUCUCUGUGGCUGCUCAAAAGGCUAUGUAGGUGAGAAGGGGGAAGAGAAUUUUUAAAAACCUUGCUUAAAUACCACCUCUGUCACCUGAAUAUCUCUCACUGAAAGUCUCUGGAAAAUUAAGGUUGUUCAUUAUAGGUGCUUCCCACAUAAGCAAAAUGUAAACUGCAACCAGCACAAAAGAUCUACAGCCUGUGUGUCACAAAGUACUUCAAUAUAUUUUUUUAUUACUGCAAUUCAUAUGGCUUCUGAAGGAUAAGGACAAACAAGAACCAAAGUUCUAAGGUUUUAUCAAGAUGGUGGUGCUUCAACAGACCUUUGACCCAGAGCAAUGAGAUAGUUGGCUGUAGGAUGAUCAAAAUUAAAAAUGAAAUAGUUAAUGAUUUUUAUUCCCUGAGUGUAAUAUUGGCCACUGCCCAGUUCUGUUGACUGGGGUGUUUCACAAGACUUCUGUGCAAGCUAUAAAUGCAGGCAGGUGAGACGCCUUCCACAAACAGCAGCUCCGGACUGCAGGGAUUGCCCUCAGCUCUCCCCAUCUCUGAAGCUGACAUCAAGGUUAUCAUCCAACUUCUACAGCAGAAUAUCUGAACUCUAGAAGUCCUACUGAGAUGGGAAAAAUCAUCAUUUAUGAGCAUGCCAACUUCCAGGGUUUGUCCAAAGAAUUGACCACUGACAUUGCCAAUCUAAAAGACAUAGAUUGGAAUGAUUGUAUCUCCUCAGUGAGAGUUAUCGGCCAGCCUUGGGUGGCUUAUCAGCAUGCAAACUAUGCAGGCAAUUUAGUGGUAUUUGAGGAGGGAGAGCAUGACUUUGUUGGUAAAAAGAUGAAUGAUAAGAUCAGUUCUCUGCGGGUGAUCACUGAACGUCUGCACGAUCCUCAGAUCACCCUCUAUGAACAUGCUGAUUACCAAGGGAGGAGCAGAGUAGUAAGAGAAGCCACCAAUCUGGCUAGGGGACAUGACAAUGACACCACGUCUUCUCAUAAAGUCCAGAGAGGUGUCUGGCUGUUGUGUGAGAACAGUGAUGGAAGUGGAUUUCAAUACAUUGCACGAGAACAUGAACACCUUCCAAAUUACAAGGCAAUCAACUUCAAUGACAAGCUUUCAUUCCUGCGUCCCCUUCGCCCGGGUCAUCACUGUUAGACUGCAAAUCCUGCAAGACUAAGGGAAGAUGCAACCCCAGCAAGAAAUUGGAGACCUAGAUCUCCACCUUUGCUUGUGUUGCCUUUUCCCCCUGUGUCACAGGAACAGCAAAGAUGCAAGAGCUCCCUGCUGUGCUUCCCUGCAGAUCUGUACUUCUUAAUCCUGCCUUGCACUCUUCUCCCACCCCAUGAAUGCAGGAAUUUUCAUACCUGAUCAUAUAGAAGAGACUCCAAGAUAAGAGACAUGUCAGGGACAUGUCAGCUAUCACACUCACAGCUGGCAGUGCCCUGUACUAUGGAAUGUAGAAGCAUUGCAUGUUGCCUCUGCUGCCAGGUACAUUAAAAAAUGUGAAUAUAUAACCAGCAUCACUUCAUUUGUAAUUUGUUUUACAAUGCCCUUGCAAUACCACGACCUCUGCCAUUGCCUAUAAUCCAUUUUGU
Messenger RNA from Myiozetetes cayanensis, 3257 nucleotides. RefSeq names its product epidermal differentiation-specific protein-like. Gene Ontology annotation, molecular function: structural constituent of eye lens. The coding region runs from base 2287 to 2817 and encodes 176 amino acids. The record is from RefSeq and is a predicted model, not a curated record. NCBI's taxonomy places the organism in Eukaryota, Metazoa, Chordata, Aves, Passeriformes, Tyrannidae. The transcript has 2 exons. Gene Ontology annotation, biological process: visual perception; lens development in camera-type eye.